This is a messenger RNA of Vicia villosa (hairy vetch), 762 nucleotides long. RefSeq lists its product as uncharacterized. Lineage: Eukaryota; Viridiplantae; Streptophyta; Magnoliopsida; Fabales; Fabaceae. The transcript has a single exon. Bases 1 to 762 code for a protein of 253 amino acids. The record is from RefSeq and is a predicted model, not a curated record.
AUGAAUGCUAUUAAGAUCUUCAUGAAAGGAAAUCCAAUUCCUACCUUGCUUGGAGACACUUACUACUCCAUUCAUCUAAGGAACUCCUAUGGAAAGGGAAUGGUUACUUGUUGUACUCCUUUGUUGUACAAGUGGUACAUCUCUCACCUGCCUGACACCUAUGAGUUCCGAAGUUACAAAGAAGGACUAAAAUGGUCACACAAGAUUAUGACUCUCACCAACACUGAUAUUGUUUGGACUAACAAUCACUUUUGUAGGAUGAAGACUUUGGAUUGUUGUGGUGAUUUCUCUAAUGUGCCCCUCAUUGGUACAAAAGGAGGAAUUAACUAUAGCCCUGUUUUAGCUCGUCGUCAAUUUGGGUUUCCUAUGGACAAAAAGCCGAGGAACAUUUUAUUGGAUGAUUUUUUUCUUGAAGAAAGAGUUGCAAACAAAGAGUUUAGGGAAAGGAUUGCUAAUGCUUGGCAUCCAAGUGAUAGAAAAGAAAUUAAAUAUUGGAAGACAAAAGGAGACCUCUCACCUGAGCCCUUUAGUAGCUGGGUUGGUUCAAGAGCUACUGAACUUAAGAUGCCUAUUCUCCCUGGAACAUCUAUACCUCCUGUUGAGAAGUAUAUCCCACCUGUUGUGGUUCCUUCAACAAUUGAAGAUCCCCAAGAAGCCCUAAGGAAGAAUUGGAAGUCAAGAGAUCAUUGGAGGAAGAAGUUUGAGUACUCAGAAGAUGAAAUAGGAAUGAUGGAAGAAUCCUAUGGUGAAGAAGCAUUUUGA